Cuscuta campestris is the source of this 885-nucleotide messenger RNA. Lineage: Eukaryota; Viridiplantae; Streptophyta; Magnoliopsida; Solanales; Convolvulaceae. The record is from the annotation of a GenBank genome assembly.
AAUUGCCAAAAAAAAAAAAAGGUGAAAGGGAUCAACUCUCAUGACCAAAAUUUUCAACUUAGCCCAUCAAGGGGAGGUAAAUGCACCUUCAAACUCAUGGAACUCUUGAUUUGGAUUAGGUAUUAAAAGUGACAAAAUCAAAAAACCAAAAUAUAAAAAAAAAAUGGCAGGAGACAGGUAUUUGAAACCUUGGAUCAUCCCGGACCCCGAAGUGUCCUUCAUUCCAAGAACCAAGGAGGACGACUGUCUCAUUCUGGCGAGCGACGGUUUGUGGGACGUGAUGACAAACGGAGAAGUCUGCGAUUUGGCGCGCAAACGCAUACUCCAAUGGCACAAGAAGAACUGCGAAAGCAACGGCGGGACCCACCUCCCCGGGAGGGGCGUAGGAGUGGACCCCGCGUCCCAGGCUGCAGCAGAGUACCUAUCCACCCGCGCCCUACAGAAGGGUAGCAAGGACAACAUAACCGUGAUCGUGGUGGAUUUGAAAGCUCAUAGAAGGUUUAAGAACAAAAGCUAACGCUCGUCAGCGUUGUGACAUUGUCAUUCCUGUAGGGUACGUAUCCUCGUUUAGGGCCAUGCUAAGGGCACCCCGGCCUUCUCAAAGGGCACCCGUUGCUGUUGUUCAAUGUGUGUAGGUGUCUUUGGGCAGAGCGGGGUGGCUUUAGCAUUUUCCUUAUAUUUAACUUAUUAUUAAGCUGCACCGGGCAAUUUCGGGAGAAAUUACGUACAAAAUAUUCGAUUGGUUGUAACCAUUAUUCAGCAACAAUUUAUGGAUUGAAAAAAAAAUUGUAGAUAUGUCACCUUUAUUCAUGUUUAUGUCUGUAAACUUCACAAUUUGUGUUAUUACUGCACCAAUUGUACAUUGUAAUAUGUUUUCACCCCGGG